This is a messenger RNA of Symbiodinium pilosum, 2478 nucleotides long. The record is from the annotation of a GenBank genome assembly. NCBI's taxonomy places the organism in Eukaryota, Dinophyceae, Suessiales, Symbiodiniaceae.
AUGGCAAGGGCUCGUAAGCUUCUGGCUUGUGGCGAGAAGCCAGCUCCGGUCACGUCGGAAGCCUCGACGAGGUCCUCCAUGUCCUCCAUAUCGAGCACUUUUCUCGAGGCACAGUCUCGCUUGGGACGAAGCGUCUACCAGAGAGUGCCAUUGCUGUCCUGGAUCCGCGAAAUGUCUUGCAAGAGCGUGCGCGCGGAUAUGAUUGCGGGUCUAACGGUUGGUGUCAUGGUCAUCCCACAAAGUAUGUCUUAUGCAGGCAUUGCAGGACUUCCAUACAUCUAUGGGAUGUACGCGGCGUGUGUGCCUGCGUUGGUCUAUGCAGUCUUUGGCCAGUCGAGGCAACUUGCAGUCGGGCCGGUGGCCAUGGUGUCUCUUCUGAUCAAUGCUGGUCUCAUGGGACAGAUGCAAAGUGGCCCAUGUCCAGGAUGGGAUCCUCACGCUGGCAGUACGGGCCAGCCUUCUGCCGAGGAUGAGUUCUGCAGGAAUGAGUACGUAAAGCUGGCCAUUUUCACGUCGGCCGUCAUGGGGUUGAUGCAGAUCGCGGCGAUGAUUUUGAGGAUGGGCUUCCUUGUAACUUUCCUGGGUCAUCCCGUAACGAGCGGCUUUACCAGCGGUGCGGCCAUCAUCAUCGGAUUGAGCCAGGUGAAGUACAUGCUGGGGAUACACUUGGACAAGUCCCAAUACGUCUACGUGACCUUGAUUGACCUUGCCAAAAAGAUCGGACACACGAAGUGGAUGACGCUGCUUCUAGGAGUGAUUUCCUUGAACUUCCUCCUCCUCGCAAAGGAGGUCUCCAAGAGAAAGCCAAGGUUCUCGCUUCUCGGACCAUUGGCCCCCUUAAUCUGCUGUGCGGCUGGAACUCUGCUGCUAUGGCUUUGCGAGCCGCUGCGGGAGCAAUUUGGGGUGAGCUAUGUUGGCCAAGACGGGCCAAUUCCUUCCGGCAUAUUCCCCCUCAGCCUCGAUGCCUGGGACCUGUCCAAUUUUUCCAAGGUGCUUCCUACAGCACUCUCGUGUUGCCUCAUUGGCUACAUGGAGUCUAUUGCAAUUGGCAAGAAUUUGGCUGCCAAGCACGGCUACGAGCUCGAAGCCGGGCAGGAGCUUCUCGCCUUGGGGUUGUCCAACCUGGUGGGGGCCGUGUUUUCCUCUUAUCCUGUGACGGGUAGUUUUUCGCGGUCUGCUGUGAACAACGCGACUGGCGCUGUGUCGCAAUUCGCUGGCCUUAUCACAGCCCUGGUCAUGCUGUGCACGCUUCUUUUCCUCACGCGGCUGUUCACCUACUUGCCUGACUUCGUCUUGGCUGCAAUCGUGAUUAGCUCUGUGGCACCUCUCGUGGCAUACAAGGAAGUCAUCAAGUUGUGGCGCAUCAAGAAGCAGGACUGCUUCUUGUGGGUGGCAGCUUUCCUAGGAACCUUGUUCCUUGGAGUCCUUCAGGGCAUUGCUCUGGCUGUCGGCCUCUCACUGUCCAUCGUCAUUUACGAAUCGGUAAGGCCGCAGAUUACAAUUCUUUGGAGGCUUCCCGGAACAACCAUCUACCGCAAUGUGAAGCAGGAGAGCAGCGGCUCCUUUGUACCGAACGUGUUUAUUGCUCGCAUUGGGAGCAGCAUAUACUUCGCCAACGCUUCCUUCAUCAAGGACUGGUUGCAGGAGCGCAUCUCUUCCCUUGAGCACAUCAACCGGACGGAGUACAUCGUCCUGGAAAUGACCGCUGUUGUUAGCGUGGACUCUACUGCUCUCAAUGUUCUCGAGGAUGUUGUCAAUGACUUCCGCGGUCGUGGCAUCCAGAUUGCCCUUGCAAUGGUUGGCAACCGCCUAGACAGGACUUUCCGGAAAAGUGGGCUGACCAACUCAGUCGGCGAGAAAUGGUUCUUCCCAAGUGUGCACGACGCUGUGGUGGGCUGCCUCCGCCAUCAGAAGGCAAAGAGGAGACAUGUGUCAACUGUCCGUGGCUUGGCUUCCGUCAUGCCAAGCAACCUGGCAGUGCUGGGUCCUGGCGGUACGAUCACUGAUGAUGGCACAUCUGAAGCCAGCGGGGCUGGAGCCACCGGUGGUGAGACAGACCUCCAGUCAGCGACAGAUUUGGAGGUUGGCCUGCCCCUCUCCAAGAGUCAGGAGGACCUUCUGGACAUCGCGGAGAACCCAGUCCACAUGGGGAAUGAGAUAGGUUUUAGCAACGACGUUCAUCACUCGUGCACCGUGAUUUUCAUCAACAUGGUCGAGGACGUGCCAAUGAUCAUGUCGGAUAUAACCGCGAUCUUCCAGCGCCGUGGCCUGACAGUCUGCCGGGCCAAUAUCGAGGCCAUGGAUGAUGAUCGCAUAUCCGGAAAACUGGGCCGGGCACGUGGAGCCUCUCACGUCUAUCACAUUCGGAGCUUGCAGAGUCAGGGCAAGCUCCAGGAAACUGAGCUCCUGGGUCUCAAGAAAGACUUGCUGGAGCUUCUGCACUACCGCGUGCACUCCCCACGAUCGGUCGGGGCUUAG